Messenger RNA from Chiloscyllium plagiosum (whitespotted bambooshark), 1172 nucleotides. The record is from RefSeq and is a predicted model, not a curated record. NCBI's taxonomy places the organism in Eukaryota, Metazoa, Chordata, Chondrichthyes, Orectolobiformes, Hemiscylliidae.
GGGAGAGUUAUAUUUUAAAUGUUGGGAGUGAGCACAUUUUUCUCGUCGUCGCAAGAGUCGUGUUUACUUCGUGCAGCACAGAUAGGCAGAGAAGAACAAAAAUUUAAAGAUUAUCUGAGCUGACAAUAUCAGCAGGUGCUGGGAGAGGCUGAGGUAGCGAUGACCAGAACAAAGUACAGAGUUCAGAUUUUCAGUGUGCAGUCUUUCUCUGCACUGCUGCAGUCAGCUGCCUUCAGGCUGUGAGAGUGGCAGUGUGUCACAGCCUGGAAUCAGAGUCAAGCAUGGCCUACAGUCAACAUGGGCAUGACCAACUCUUUGCCCUCUUUAUUGCCCUGAUGUAUCCUGUGCUGCUGGUGAAAUGCCACCCCCAGUGCCUGGAUUUUAAACCCCCGUUCCGGCCACAGAACGGCCUGUCAUUCUGUACCAUGUACAGUCAGUUCGGUUGCUGUGACUCCACCAAAGACCAGGAAAUCAUGAACCGCUUCUACAGCAUCGUGGAUAGUUUUGACUACUCUCUGUACGCCACAUGUGCUGCCUACAUCCAGGAUAUGCUGUGUGCGCUUUACAGGAUCAUUUUGGAAGUGGACGAACCAGCAUCGAACCAUAAUGGAGGACAACUCCUUUUUGGCAAUGAUGGCUAUCUCUACAUUUUCACUGGAGAUGGUGGAAUGGCCGGGGAUCCAUUUGGGAAAUAUGGAAAUGCCCUAAACAAGUCAGCUUUACUGGGUAAAGUGCUUCGGAUAGAUAUCAACAAUAAUAAUCGUGGUCCCCUUUAUAAGAUUCCCCCAGACAAUCCCUUCAUCCAGGACCCAGAUGCCCGGCCAGAGGUAUAUGCCUACGGAGUGCGGAACAUGUGGCGAUGCUCUGUAGAUCGAGGUGACCCUCAAACGAAAGAGGGAAAUGGAAGAAUCUUCUGUGGGGAUGUUGGACAGAACAAAUUCGAGGAAAUUGAUAUCGUUGAGAAAGGGAGGAACUAUGGUUGGAAAGCAAGAGAGGGAUUUUCAUGCUAUGACAAGAAGCUCUGUGGAAAUUCCUCCCUGAAUGGUGUUCUGCCUAUAUUUGCCUAUCCACAUAGUGUUGGAAAGUCUGUCACUGGGGGUUAUGUCUACAGAGGCUGUGAAUCUCCCAACCUUAAUGGACUCUAUAUAUUCGGUGACUUUAUGAGUGGGUAA